AUGUCAUCGAAUAUUGAUCGUGAAAUGAUGGCUCCAUCUUUGGCAGAGGCUGAAGCGAGUCUACAAGUCCUUACCAAGGCCGGAAUUACGGAACUUAUGACCUUCCGUAAACCACCUCUUAGUAUUAUUUACAUACUUGAAGGCAUAACUGUAUUGUUGGUUCCAUCAAAACGGAUGUCCGAUUGGUAUGAAAUUAAGAAGUGGUUGGGUACCAAAGUCAAUGAGCUUUUGAUGAUGUUGCUUAACUUUGAUAGAGAUCAAGUCAAUGAAGAACAACUGGAAUGUCUCAAAUCUAUUUUGGUUCGUCCAGAAUGCGAGCCUGAACGGGUUCGAUGCUGUUCUCUAGCAGGCUAUCAACUGUGUCUGUGGCUUAGAGCUAUCGCUAAUUAUUCAACACUCCAACGACAAUAUCAACAAACUGUGUAAAGCACAACUAUAGUUGAGAAUUAACUGAAAUAAAUUAGAAUGAGUUUGAUAAACUUUUUUUUGGAUUGAAAAUUCGUAAUGACCAAUCGUCAAUUCUUUGAAUGCAAUCGUACAUAAUGAAACGAGUUACACUCACGUAACUUAUGUGAUUAACCAUAUAUGAACUCGUUCUCAUAAGUAGACUUUAAACACAAUAAAGUUAGUAAUUAUUAUAUUCGUUUUCCUUCGUACUGACAGGCUAAUUUCCAAGUGGUACGAUCAUGAUCUAGUAAUGAUAAAAAAAAAAGUCGUUUAUUAGUUCAAUUACAUAAUAGAUGAGUAUCAAUUUUCAGUAAAUGACAUCUCAAAGCGGCAGAUAUUCUCAGAAUGAGAUCACAGAAACUUGACGAUAAUAAAAGAAACAGUUGAGUUUCAUACAAAUAUUUAUUAUUGGAAAGACUUUUCAUAAUGUGAACGAUAUUACAAAUAGUGUUGCUUAUUUUUCAAGCAGGCUGGACUCUUGAUUACUUCAAAGCAAUGCAAUCUUUUUCCAUGUUAAGCCUACACAUACAUUCUUCUUACUCUUCUUGCUUCUCUCCAUAUCUCUAUUCUUUCUCGUUCAUUUAUUUUCACUCUUUUUUUCUCUCGUAUUCUUUGGCUUACUUUCUCGAGGCAAUAUAACUAUUCUCUGCUCUAACGAUAACAGACGAAACACUCCAAUUUCAAUCUCACAAACUGAUGAAGAUAUCUCACAGCCCCGUGCUUCUUCUUUAUUAUUUCCUAUGUCGUCAUUCGUUCUUCAAUAUGUUUUAGGUAUCCUAUAUUCGAAAAAAUUCUUCGUAUUGCAUCUCUCAGCGAUUGACUUGUCCGAGUAUUUUAGUCAAGCAUUGAAAACGUCUCGCCAUGAACGGGAUUCAAUUGAAUUAUCAACAAACUAUUUUCAUGACUCGAGCAAGACAAGAAUAUUACCAUCGAUGCAGAGUUAAGUAAAAGCAAAAAUAAAUGAAUAUUGAUCUAAAACAAUGCUUUAUAUUGAUUCAGCUCAUUCGACGGAUCGAAAAUGAGUAUAAUGUGUAUGUAUCAUGACAGUUGCAUUUUUAUUCUCAAACAAUAAAUAACUUCUGCAAUAGAAUAUUUGAGAUCAGAUAGUUGCAAUUUAUCAAACUUUUCUAUCUCUACGUUAAUAUUUUGUCUUUCUAUAAUAACUAUUCAUUGGUGAACAUGAUUCAUCGGUUGGCACAUCUUAUUUUAAAGAAGUCAAGAGUUAAUGAGUAGUUUUAUCCAGAAGAGUUCUAUGAAUUUUUUUGUGCAGAGGCUGAAACUAAUAUAAAUUGUUGUACGCGAUUAUCGUUUGAAAAGUAAGUAUGUUAUCUUCAAAUGGUUAGAAAACGAUGCUUUUAUAUUAUUUAUACAUGGCUUAUGUUACUAUUGCUUUUGAUUAUUAUAUUCUUACAUCGAAAUAGUAACAUAGCGAGCUUUGCACGAGCAUACAAUACACCAUAUGCUAGAGAUAUCCUUAGUUACAACAGUUAGCUGAAUGAUUAUCAUCGAUUUGACACUCGAAUAACUCAUCGGAAAUUUUUUCAAGAUUACUUUGUAAUAUUCGAAGACUUCGCUUGGAUUAAAAAACCAACAUUGCACUCAAUUUCGUAUGAGCAACUACAUGCAUUAUUGUUUGGAUCUGACGUGCCCAAUUUGCAUGAAUCAUGGUCGAAUCAUUUUAAGAAAACGUUUGAUGGUUCUUAUCCACAUAUAUCUCUUAUAUAGUGCUGGUUCACUUCAAUACUAAAUGAAACUGACGUACCCAUUCAUCUUAUUGUUGAAAUAGGCAUUUUCAUGGGAAAAUCGACAAUAAAUACAGAUUUUAUUCUUCGUAAUGAUAGAUGCUUGUCAACAACUAUUUUACUUUGCAUUGAUAUAUGGCUUAAUGGAUUAGAGUAUUAGAUUUAUUAUGACUUGCGAAACAUGAUGUGUACUGAAUAUGGUAGACCAAUCGUUUACGAAUCAUUCAUUGCUAAUAUCAUAUCUAUCAUACAUUUUUCGAGCACAUCUAUAUCAGAUGCACGAUUUUUGCUUGAAAAGAAGAUCGUACCGCAAAUAAUUUGUUUCGAUAGUGCUCAACUACAAGAUGAAACAUUUAGUGAAUUCGAGUUCUACUGAACGCUUCUUCAACCUGAUGAACCUCCCAUUGGAGAUGAUUGGGAUUCGCGAUCUGUAUGUUCUGGUGUAUUUGAGAUUUUGCAAAAGUACACAAGUUAAUAUCGUAGUGAUAGGCAAUACUUGGAACAUCAAAAAAGAAGAAAUCAUUAUAUAAUUAGUUACGUAUUCAAUUCGAUAUUAUGAUCGCUGAUUCAUAACGACUGUUUAGCAUGAUAUAUAGUUUCAUGUUAGUGAGAAAAAUCAAUAAACGGUCUGUUUAAAUAAAAUUACUUUCACAAGAAGUAGAUUAUUCAUUAACUCUUGCUUCUUAGGCUGAGCGGUUAAUAAUAUUUUAAUUGUCUAUGAUUCUGUUCGAAAUAAUUUGGUAGAACAUGAUUGUAUGACUCAUGGACAUUAUGUUGAUAAUCUGUUAGCGAACAUCAAAUAAUUUUGAUCCUACGAAUCAUUGUAAAGAAUAAAAAAGACCAAUUCGGAAAGAGAGAUGCUGCUGGUUUAACUCUGUAGUACUAGACUUGUGCGUCUCAUUCUCAUUUGUUUCUUUUUCUGUUGGUUACAGACGAGAUCCGAGUUGAAGCUGCCUCGUGUCAAUUUCUCAUCAAAUAUAUUAGGCUUUAACAAGCAGUAUAUCGGAGAAAGUCAAGCAAACCUAAGAAAGUUUUCUUGAAAGUGUGAGAAUGAAGAGAGGACCGGUGAUCAGUUACGAUUUUGAUUUUGUACCGUUUACUUCUUGACAUUUUCCUUUUCGAUACCUAACAAUCAAGCAUUCUCAAGGUGAGAUAUGAUGUUUAGGGGAGAGUGAGUGUUCUUUUUCUAAUGGACAAAUAACCAUGAUUGUUCUGAAAUUAUUUGGAAACAAAGAAAACACUAUGAUACUUGUCAUUUUUCUUUCUAUACAACGAAUUUAUCUAUUGCAUUAGCAUGAACACUGUCACUCACGAGCUCGUGUCUUGAUCACAUGUUCAUUGUCAUUUCAAGUCAUAAAACUGUCUAUGUUUCUGAAAACUGCGUCUUGAGUUUCUUUACAAGAUAGUAUGAACAAUAUGGGAAAAUAUCUUUCAUCAGUUUGAACUGAUGCAUUCGCUCACAAAAGAAAAAUGAUCAGUACUUUCUUCAGUAAUCUCUAAUAAAGUAUUUCCGUAUAGAGAGCCUGGUCCUAAUUCGAUCAGUAAUUCUAGUGCUUUUUGAGAAAGAAAUUGAUAUCUUGGCUCCACGAUAUUCCUUUGAGCUCAUCUUUUUUUCUGGGAUAGAGUCAUCGACACUCUACAUGUCUGCCGUUUUUUUCAAAAUUAAUUAUUUGUAAAUGAAUAAUACCGAUUACAAAAACGCUGAGUUGACACUUUUACUCGCUCUGUUGAUGA
This is a messenger RNA of Rotaria sordida, 3923 nucleotides long. Lineage: Eukaryota; Metazoa; Rotifera; Eurotatoria; Philodinida; Philodinidae. The record is from the annotation of a GenBank genome assembly.